Molecule: messenger RNA, 1326 nt
Organism: Impatiens glandulifera
Lineage: Eukaryota; Viridiplantae; Streptophyta; Magnoliopsida; Ericales; Balsaminaceae
Product: GDSL esterase/lipase At1g54790-like
Exons: 5
Coding region: 38-1222 (394 amino acids)
Molecular function (GO): hydrolase activity, acting on ester bonds
Source: RefSeq, a predicted model, not a curated record
UUGUGAAGUGAGAAAGAGAGAGAGAGUGUGAUCAUAAAUGGCUUCCAAAAGCUUGAAUCUAGUAUUUGCAAUUGCAACCCUUGUGAUUUCAACCUCUGUUUUUCCUCUUUGCACCUCCUUAUCAUUAAAAUAUCCGGCGAUUUUCAAUUUCGGAGAUUCAAAUUCCGAUACCGGCAACAUGCUCGCCGGAAAGGGAGGUUCUCUCCACGCUCCCUACGGAAAGGAUUUCAGAAGCCCGUCCGGUAGAUUUUCCGAUGGCCGGCUCGUCGUCGAUUUUUUAGCAAAGGAAAUGGGGCUUCCAUAUUUAAAUCCUUAUUUGGAAUCUACCGGCGCCCCCAAUUUCAAAAGAGGCUGCAAUUUCGCAGCCGCCGGAGCCACCAUUCUUCCUGCAAAGGGUGAUUCCUUUUGCCCCUUUUCAUUUGAUAUUCAGGUGCUUCAGUUCAUCAGAUUCAAAGCUCGCGUCGCCCAACUUCGUGCUCGCAGCAGCCACAAAGGAGGAAAAAAAAGAAUGGCGGUGAAUAUAUUAUCAUUGUUGCCUAAAGAAGAGUAUUUCGAAAAAGGGAUUUACAUGUUUGAUAUUGGUCAAAACGACGUCGGAGGAGUCUUCUGGUCCAACAAAACUCAAGAUCAAAUCUUUGUUUGGAUUUCCACAGUUAUAGAUGCUUUCAAACAAGGCCUUGAGGAAUUAUACUCUAACGGGGCUAGAAACUUCUGGAUUCAUAACACUGGUCCGGUAGGGUGCUUGCCGGAAACUCUUACCUAUUUUGGGCCGACAACCAAUAGAUCAAAUGUUGACGCAUUUGGUUGUUUGAAAGAUCACAACGAGGCCGAUAAGGCGUUUAACUUACAACUUGCUAAACUUUGUAACGAUUUGCAAAAAAAAUGGCCGAAAGCAAACAUAACCUAUGUUGACAUUUACAACAUAAAGUAUGACCUCAUUGCCAAUCACACUAGACAUGGAUUCGAGGAGAGCAUAAUGGGGUGUUGUGGCUAUGGAGGUCCACCGACAAACUUUAAUAGUAGUAUCCCUUGUGGGUCGAAAGUGGUUCUAAAAGGAGAGAAAUUCAAAUCAAAAGUGUGUCAAAACAGCACUAAGUAUGUGAGUUGGGAUGGCACUCAUUAUGGUCAAUCUGCUAACCGUUUUGUUGCUUCACAAAUUCUCAAUGGAAAUUACAUUUAUCCAGCAUUGUCAAACAAGAUGUCAAAUCUCAUUUUUCCUUAGAUUUUAUUAUUAUUAUUAUUUCAAAUUAAGGAUUUAUUAUUGGGGGUUGUUGAAAUAAAUUGACCUAUACGGAUCCCUACUUGUGACUUUUAUUUUAUAUACAA